Molecule: messenger RNA, 2100 nt
Organism: Syngnathus typhle (broad-nosed pipefish)
Lineage: Eukaryota; Metazoa; Chordata; Actinopteri; Syngnathiformes; Syngnathidae
Gene: snx11
Product: sorting nexin 11
Exons: 7
Coding region: 275-1435 (386 amino acids)
Biological process (GO): intracellular protein transport
Molecular function (GO): phosphatidylinositol binding
Source: RefSeq, a predicted model, not a curated record
UCAUAAAGUCGCGAGGCUAACACAGGCUACCAUACUGUAUUUUUGUGUGACUUGCGAAAUGGAGAUCUGAGCUUGUUGGACUUAACAAGCCUCUUGUUCAUCAGAGGAACAAAACAUCUACGCGCGGGCCGACUUUAAACACAAUACGCCCGUUUGCUAAUUUAAGCAAAACUCUUCGUAAAAAGAUGAGUCAUGGACACACUGUCCAGGAUGUGAAUUGAAACCACUUGUGUCUCCUCUCUCUACGCACGCCAGCGUUAUUGCACCACUGACCAUGAAUCACGAAGAUGAGUUUGUUGCUGUGCGGGUUCAAGACCCCCGGGUGCAGAACGAAGGCUUGUGGAAUUCGUACGUGGAUUACAAGAUCUUCCUCCACACUAACAGUAAGGCAUUCACGGCCAAGACGUCGUGUGUGCGGCGACGCUACAGCGAGUUUGCGUGGCUUAAGAAGAGGCUGCAGAAGUAUGCCGGCUUGGUGCCAGUUCCAGACCUUCCUGGAAAGUCCUUCUUCUCCUUCAGCAAUGAGGACUUCCUGGAGCGGAGGCGUCACGGACUUCAAGUCUUCCUGGACAAGGUGGUGAACAUGACUGUGUGUUUAUCGGACAGCCAGCUUCACCUGUUUCUGCAGACACAACUGCCCGUGGGCCAUAUCCUGGACUGCGUGCAAGGUCACACGCCCUACUCUGUGACAGACGCCAUUCUGACCUAUGCCUCAUCCAAUCGGGGCUGGGCUCAGGCUCAGGAGGAGGACGCUGUUGCCAAGGAGCCAAGUCUCACUGUGUCUUACGAGUCCAUGGAGAGCCCGGGACCUCAUCAGCCUCGCCCUAACAAAAACUGUGAUAGCCCGAUGCUCUUCUCAUCCGGCGACGACGACGACAUAUUUGAACCUCGGGACUUGAGCGUCCAGGACAAAGCCACGCCAGCCAUCUUCUACUUGGGGGACGGCCAGGAUGAGCUGACGCUGACUAAAGACGCUGAGCCGGGGAGUAGCUGCGAGCCAGGGAGUAGUUGCAUUGAAACCCUCCUGGAGGUCCACUCUCCUGGCAUUGAGGAGGAAGCUCGGUUGGGGGUCCUGGUUAGCAAUUCCGAUGUGGAGGAGGAGCUUCCGCCUGAGGCGGUCGGAUCCAGACAGGAAGCGGUUAGCGAGGAGCUCUCGUCGUCCAACGAGAGCAUCGUACAAGUCACCGAUGAAGAGGACGAGGUUAACCACGAGCAUUUGUUACCAAACGCCUUUCCCAAGAUCUCUCCUGAAGAUGACGAUCGAUGGCCGCAGGUGUCCGACGGGACCGUCGUGGACCUCCAAGUGAAUGGUCGCGAUGACCAGGAGCUGAGUAACUCUUUGGAUGUUAGUUUUCCUGAGAACGACUUUAGUGUGCUGGGGUGCAGCUCCGCUCCAGACGUAGCUCACGGAAAACACUCCCAGUUGGAAGACUGAAGAUUUUUUUUUUAAAACCUAAAAAUGUAUAAAUGCUUGAUGGCAAGUUUCCUCAGUUCUUGCUUAUAAGCCUAAUACUAAUAAAUAUUUUUGAAAAAUUAUACGGUUUAGAAAUACAUCUAUGCCAUGCCCCUCAUUUCUGAAUGUCAUGUCUCGCUUGGGACCGCAGAGGGCGCUAAAGUUCUCUGGAAGCUUUUAGCUGUGCACCAAAUUAAGCAAUUCAUUCAUUUUUGGCCCUUACAAAAAAUUGACUGGUCUGUUAGCUCAUCAUAUUUGGACAAAUAAGCUUUUACAUUCACACUGAAGGGCAAUUUAUACUUGUCACUUAAUCUAAUGUGCAUGAUUUUGUUAUGUGGGAGAAAGCCAGAGAAAAUCAAUGCAAGUACAGGGAACCCAAAAUUCACACCUAAGCUGUGCAGUUUAACUUCCACAUGUAGUCAAUUUUAUUGCAGCCACUCAAAUAUAAUUUUUGUCAUGUUUAAAAAGGGACAGUUCUAAUCUCUCAUGCAUCAAAAAAUGGAUUUCAAUUAGUCUUAAAUAUUUUGCUGAAAUGUUAAUCAGGGAGAUUCUCUGAUAUUUUAUUUCCCAAUGCACAGUUUUAUUUUUAUUUUAUUAAGUCCGCUGUCAAUGUGAUCAACACAAAUAAACACUUUUUGCUGUUUGAA